Messenger RNA from Thlaspi arvense, 1494 nucleotides. NCBI's taxonomy places the organism in Eukaryota, Viridiplantae, Streptophyta, Magnoliopsida, Brassicales, Brassicaceae. The record is from the annotation of a GenBank genome assembly.
CGCAUCAUAUCCAUUCCACAUUUCAAUUAACUCGUAAUUAUGAUCUCUGUAACAGAAUAACAAAAAUUAAAGUUUUUUUGGGAGCAGAUCAAGAUAAGAUUUUUACAUUUCUAUGUUCCUUGGCUUUCACAAAGUCUGUCUCUUUCUCUGGCCGCAAAAUAUCAAUAGCGAAAAGUCGCUUUUUUUUUUUCUUCCAAUCUUUUCUUUUUAUUUUGUUUUUCUAGAAUUUGUAAAGGUGAACUGAAGAUAUAUAAUAGACGAGGAGAAAAGCAGACGUAUCUCUGUGUCAAUUUCGUUUGUUGUCUUUGUUCUAAAAGGAUUUGUCUGUUUCAAGAGCCAAACUUUGGGUUCUCCUCUCUUCUCUUCUCUUCCCUUCCUGUUCGUGUUCUUCUCUCGUCCUUUUGCAGCAAUCUCUUCAAUUCGGAGAGAAGAGAGAAAAGGGUUAAAGGGAACUUAGGAAAGGAGGAGAUGUAUUAUCAGUUGACCAAGUCUUCUUACAUGGACUCUUUGAAGAUUCUGGAGGCUGACAUAGAGCACGCCAAUGGACUGGCUGCUGAGAUUCCAAUGGGGAAGAGCGGUGUGCGUCUUCAGAUGAAACUGGUUUGCAGCAAUUUGGCUCCAUUCUUCAUAUUCCUGCUACAAUGGAUGGAUUUCUCAUGCCUGCUUCCAAAAUAUUUUGAUUUCUUCCACAUACUCAUUUACAAGGUACGUGCUGAUGGGAGAUGGAAUCGAUCCCGGUACGGAAGGAAAGCUACAAUUAGGGAGUUUUACGGUGUUAUAUUACCGUCGCUCGAGCGACUUCAUAUAAACUUUGCUGACAUAUCCAACGACAGCUUGUGGUAUCCAAAACCAAAAGCCAUCACCAAGCAGAAGUAUGACAUGGAAGGCAACAGAUUCACGAGCAGCGUCGACUUGGAAAGAGAAGACGAAUGCGGGAUUUGCUUGGAGCCCUGCACCAAGAUGGUGUUGCCUAACUGUUGCCAUGCCAUGUGCAUCAAAUGCUACCGGAACUGGAACACAAAGUCGGAGUCAUGCCCGUUUUGUCGAGGGAGCAUCAAGAGAGUGAACUCUGAGGAUCUGUGGGUGCUGACUUGCGACGAAGAUGUGGUGGAUACAGAGACGGUAACCAAAGAGGAUCUUCUUAGGUUCUACCUUCACAUCAAUAGCCUCCCUAAGGAUUAUCCGGAAGCUGUCUUCUUAGUCUACAACGAGUACUUGAUAUGAUUUUAAUGGAGGUGGGAAACACAUCAGCGAGUGUACAAAGGGAGAAAAGAUCCCAGACCUUUAACUAAGUGUACAUAUGAAUCUGGUGAUCCAAGAGGUUCCUUCGUUUUUAGAUUAUAUGAUGUAAGAAGAUUGUCAUAAUGUGUACUUCUCCCUUGUUAUACAAUAUUAAGAGAAAAAAGUUGAUCUCGGUUCACAUAUUUCAAGAAUCGAGUCUGGUUUCUUCUUGACAUCACAACCAAGAUGAGAUUCAUUGAUAUUUUGUUUUCC